Messenger RNA from Danaus plexippus (monarch butterfly), 919 nucleotides. RefSeq names its product EKC/KEOPS complex subunit TP53RK (gene Prpk). The transcript has a single exon. The record is from RefSeq and is a predicted model, not a curated record. Gene Ontology annotation, biological process: protein phosphorylation. Lineage: Eukaryota; Metazoa; Arthropoda; Insecta; Lepidoptera; Nymphalidae. Bases 143 to 862 code for a protein of 239 amino acids. Gene Ontology annotation, cellular component: nucleus; EKC/KEOPS complex; cytosol. Gene Ontology annotation, molecular function: protein serine/threonine kinase activity; ATP binding.
CUGUCAAAUGUGUCAUUGUCAGACGGCUAAAGAGCACGAUUCACUACCCAUUAGCAAAACAAUCUUUGGAGAUUAAAAAUAAUGAAGCAGUAUUUUCUCUGAUAUUGUUUUAAUACUAGGUCCCAACGUUACAAAAAUAAGAAUGUGUGAUAAUUUGAAAAUACUAAAACAAGGAGCGGAAGCGAAGCUAUAUAUAUGUAACUAUUUAGGAAAACCAACUCUCAUAAAAGAGAGGUUCAGAAAGCACUACAGGCACCCUGAUCUUGAUACGUCUAUUACUAAAGAAAGAAUGAAAAACGAAGCUCGAUCUAUAGUACGGUGUAAGAGCGCGGGAAUUAAAACACCGUCAUUGUAUCUAGCGGACUUCGAUCGGCGACGUAUUUACAUGCAACAUUUUGAAAGAAGCAUCACAGUCAAAGACUUUUUAAUAUAUUACAAGAAAGUGGACAACUCCAGGGGAGAUCAUGACAGUUUAGGUUCAUUGCUUAAAAUUAUUGGAGAAACUGUUAGAAAAUUACAUGACAACAAUAUAAUACAUGGAGAUUUGACCACAUCAAAUAUGUUGCUGACGGAGAAGGAGCCCAGUGACAUAGAAGAUGAUACAAAAUGGUUGAAUGACAAAAAUGUUGAACUUGUAUUGAUCGAUUUUGGACUGUCCUUUAUAGACAGCAGUACGGAAGACAAAGGAGUGGAUCUGUAUGUACUGGAACGAGCUCUGAUUAGCACCCACAAUGACUAUCAAGAUCUGUUUGAAAAAAUUUUUUAUGCGUACAAGUGUUAUAGCAAAAGUAAUAUUAAAGAAAUCAUAAGCAAAUUUGAAGACGUACGAGCCAGGGGAAGGAAAAGAACUAUGGUAGGAUAAGAAUUGGUUGAGGAAAGGGGAGGUGGUCGUUUAAUAAUACGCAACAUUAUAAUCAGA